ACCCUCUCUUAUGUAACAGUUGCCCAUCUUUGCGCUAAAAGAUAGGUCUGUAAACACCAAACAGUCGAGUGAUGUUUACAGGCCUUUACCCUCCCCCAUUACAUCUCUGGUGUCAAAGGAGGGGUGAGACCGGAGUAUUGUUGAGGGAACUGUAUAUGCAUGAAUGGUGUUUUCGUCUUGACUCAAAUUACAUGAACUCUCUCUCUCUCCCUCUCUUUGUUUGCUCUCCGCUCGGACUCGACUGGCCACUCAGCAGGGCGAGGAUCGCUCCUCCUCCCUGUCUCCCACAGCCCUCCAAUCACCUUCUUACCCCGGCCCUGUUGCCCCGCCCUCCUGCCAGGGGCCCGCCCAGCGGCCAGACAGCUUCCUGUUUCGCCUCAGCCAGAAGGAAGAGCAGAGGAGAGGUGAUGGUGCCGCCCCCAGGCCGGAGCCUGAAGAGGUGACCCCUACCCAGCCUCAAGGCCCCAUGGGAGAGGAGGCUGCUCUGGUGGAGCAACUGCGGAAGAACAUAGAGUCGCGUCUGAAAGUGUCCUUGCCCAGCGACCUGGGAGCAGCACUGACCGACGGGGUCGUCCUCUGCCAUCUGGCAAAUCAUGUGCGGCCACGAUCCGUACCCAGCAUCCAUGUGCCCUCCCCUGCUGUGCCCAAACUGACGAUGGCCAAGUGUCGGCGGAACGUGGAGAACUUUCUGGAGGCGUGUCGCAGGAUCGGGGUUCCACAGACCCAGCUGUGCCUGCCCCUCCACAUCCUGGAGGAGAGAGGGCUCCCCCUGGUGGCCGGGAUGGUACGUGCGCUCCUGGAGCUGGCCCCGCCCAAAUACACAACCUCCCCUGCCACCACCACUAACCCUCUGGCCAUGUAGGGCAGCAGAGUUCCACACUCACUCGUGGAUGGACAGAUACAGGACCCACCCUCUCGCUCUCCGAAUGUACGUUAUAUGGCUUUCCCUCUCGACCACCCCCCACUUCCCCUCAACCCUAGACCCCCCCCCCCCCCCCAACCAUACAGGGUCACCCAGCCUUCCCAGACAGGUCUUCCCCAAUGAAGAGAGAAGAGGGAGCACGAGUACGUCAAAGAAAGGGAUGACUGUCUCUUCCUCUGUGUCCUCACACAGACUGCUUACGACUUGCAGCCUUACGGACGAACAGAUGGACAACCGAGAUUGUCCCAGACAAACAGUCAGUUGGACGGCGAGUAAGAGUGUUUUUUUAUUUUCUAUUAUUAGUCAUUUGACUUCUCUCUCCAUCCUCCUCUUAUCUAUGUUCAGUAGGGGUUGUUUUAUUUUCUAUUAUUAUUUCAUCUUAUUUUUCAUAUUCCUUUUACUUUCACAUGUUAGAUCCUUGCAUGUCAGAGGGGUUGGGUGGGUGUAUGGGGAAGGGUUAGGAGACUAGGAAGUUGUCGGUUGCAUAAGUAACCUUUUAAGGUCAUGUGCUACAAAGAGCAACAAUAACGGUGGUGGUCUGUCAUCAUGGGAACAUUGAUGCUGCCAACACUUAAAAUGGCUGUUAUUAAAUGAACCCGUCUUUU
Messenger RNA from Salvelinus namaycush (lake trout), 1527 nucleotides. RefSeq names its product DISP complex protein LRCH3-like. The record is from RefSeq and is a predicted model, not a curated record. Bases 467 to 862 code for a protein of 131 amino acids. The transcript is spliced from 6 exons. Lineage: Eukaryota; Metazoa; Chordata; Actinopteri; Salmoniformes; Salmonidae. Gene Ontology annotation, molecular function: protein binding.